AUUGUGACGGGGUCGGACGAUCACGACCUGAGAGUUUGGAAUGUAAUGGAAGCAGACGCGAGCUCCGUAAGGCUGCACGCGCACAAGGGGAAAGUGCUCUGCUGUUGUAUCGUUGGCAAGUUCAUCGCCAGCGGGUCCGAGGACUCCCUCGUCAUCCUCUGGAACAUGUCUAGCGGAAAGGUGAAGGGAAAACUUCGUCAACACCAGCAGCCAGUCACUUGCCUUGCAACCGACAAGAAGCAGCUCGUUUUCUCUGGAAGUGUUGAUAUGCAAAUUUGUGUCUGGUGCACAUCCACUUUGUCCAACAUCGCUGUCUUGAGAGACCACCGCCUUGCUGUCUUUUGCCUCUCCUUCAUCGCUCCUUUACAGCUGCUGGUGAGCGGAGGGAAGGAGUGCGAAGUUCGGGUGUGGAAGAUGAAGGACAAGAACAAAUCAACCAUCCUCCUCCGAGGGCAUUCGGCCUCCGUUACUUGUCUAGACACCACGGACUCCCUCAUUGCAUCCGGGUCGGACGAUCGAUCAGUUCGCCUCUGGGACGCGUUUUCAGGU
Molecule: messenger RNA, 549 nt
Organism: Guillardia theta CCMP2712
Lineage: Eukaryota; Cryptophyceae; Pyrenomonadales; Geminigeraceae
Exons: 1
Biological process (GO): ribosomal large subunit assembly
Cellular component (GO): nucleolus
Molecular function (GO): protein binding
Source: RefSeq, a predicted model, not a curated record